CAGAGACAGACGGACGCGUCCUUUCGGCCCUCCGUUAGUUUCGCUUUUUGUAGUUUCGAAAAAGCGCGAAAACUGAAGAUUUCCAAAAUAAAUACAUAAAUCGCUCCUAGCCAUUUAUUCACCAGUCAAGGUGAUUACUAAAACAAAUACUAUUUUUUUCGAGUGUGCAGUGUGAAAAAAAGAGGCGCGGAGAAAUAGGAGAAACGAGAAAUCGAGACGAGAAGACGGAAAUGAAGCCAGCAAGUUGUGUGCAUAUCGGAGAGAGUAACGGAAAUUAAAAUUUGCAUAUAUGCAGAAGGCGGCGGGCGGCGGUGGGCGGUUGGCAAGCGGCGAGCGGUGAGCGAUGAAGAUGGAAAUUAAGAUGAAAGCGAACCCAAAACUGACCGAAACCGAAACAGAAACCGAAACCGAAACAAGACUCAAGUGCCAGAUCUAAAACUGCAGACUCACUCGUGCGCAAUCCAACCCACCAGCCGAAAAGUCGAGCAAAAAUCGAAAGCAAGGAGCAGAAAAAACCCCAGAGAAAUCCCAGUAGCAUAGUCCAGUAGUUGCAGAUCCAAGAGAUAGUCGGCCCAAUCCAAUAGUCCAGCCACAUAGAAAUGCCGUCGCCAGGACACCACACAUCAUUCUGCUGCUCCACGGCAGGAUUUAUCGCUUGCUCAGCAAUCGUUCUGCUGUGCAGUUCCGAGGUCCUGUCCAGCUGGGAGGAGUGGUGGACAUACGAUGGCAUAUCCGGACCAAGCUUCUGGGGCCUUAUCAAUCCGCAGUGGAAUAUGUGCAACAAAGGACGCCGCCAAUCGCCCAUCGACGUGGUGCCCGACAAGCUGCUCUUCGAUCCCUAUUUGCGGCCCCUGCACAUCGACAAGCACAAGGUUUCCGGCACUCUGCACAACACGGGCCAGUCGCUGGUCUUCCGGGUGGACAAGGACACCAAGCAGCACGUGAACAUUUCGGGCGGACCCCUGGCCUACCGCUACCAGUUCGAGGAGAUCUACAUCCACUACGGCACGGAGAACGUCCGCGGAUCCGAGCACUUCAUCCAGGGCUACAGCUUCCCCGGCGAGAUCCAAAUCUACGGAUUCAACAAGGAGCUGUACCACAACAUGUCCGAGGCGCAGCACAAGUCGCAGGGCAUCGUCGGCCUGUCGCUGAUGGUGCAAAUUGGCGAGACGCCCAAUCCGGAGCUGCGGAUCAUCACGAGCACCUUCGGCAAGGUGUUGUAUCGAGGCUUCUCCACGCCCAUCCGCCACAUAUCCGUGAGGUCGCUGCUGCCGAACACGGACCACUACAUCACCUACGAGGGCUCCACGACGCAUCCGGGCUGCUGGGAGAGCACCGUCUGGAUCAUAGUUAAUAAGCCCAUCUAUAUCACCAAACAGGAGUUGUACCAACUCCGACGACUGAUGCAAGGCUCCGAGAGUACACCAAAAGCUCCACUAGGUAAUAAUGCGCGACCCGUGCAAAGUUUACACCAUAGAACCGUAAGAACGAACAUAGAUUUUAAGCGCAACAAGAAUCAAUAUGCGUGCCCCUCGAUGUACAAGGAUAUGUACUAUCGGGCGAAUCGAUGGUCACCCGACACGGGCCUUUUGAUACGUUGACAACUGGGCUGCGAGGGCUGCGAAAAGCAAUUAUUAUUAUUGCUAUUAUUAUUAUUAUGUGUGGUAAAUAAUGUUACAGCAAUUACAACUAUAAUGACAACAACAGCAACAACAACUGGUUACAAAAACAUCAACAACAACUGAGGCUGGCAACGAAAACGCAUUUUGCAUUUUUUAUGUCGCAUUCAAUUUUUAUAUUCAUGUUUACAACACGAACUCAGGAUUCGUUUGGCUUGCAAUUGCAAUAUUCCUACAGCAGCAAUUUGUAUUAUUUAUUUCAUUAUUAUUAAUAAUACAACAACGGGACAAUUUUAGGUAACAAAUGCACGCAAAAAGCGGAAAAAGAGAAAGAAUGCUUAUAGAACGGGAAUAACAAUAGAGUAAAUUCCAUGCCAAGCGCAAAUGCUAAAUUUAACAAACAUUCAACAAAAAGCUGACACACAGACACUAGCAAAAAUAGCAAAAAAUAGCAAAAACUAGCAAAUAGUAGCUGAAAAUUUGCGUAAAAAUAUUGUACUGUAUGUUUUUAUGGGCGGCAUUGAGAACUUAAUUCAAUGAAAUUUAAUUCAAUUCCUUUUUGUCUUGGACUCUCGUAUAUUUAUGCAUAAAACAAAGAGCACGAGUCCAUCACACUUUUUAUGCAGGGCUUAAAUUUUCCAUAUAUUUAAGCGUGUUAAUUAAAUAAACAAGGAUGCUCGCUUUGUAAUCACCUAGUUUUCAAUAGAUAUUCUUGUCGAACAGGAAAUCUGGUCGAUUUAAAGGCUUAGAUUUAAUCUGGGCUCAUUUAAACAUUUUCGAUUCAAUGCAUCUUCUAUAUUUAUAAUUAUUUCUGAUUCGCCUCCUUUUGUUAUAUGCCAAUACAAAAAGAAUUCAGCAAAAAAUGAAUAAAAAAAAAUAUAUAAGCAACAAAAAAAGUGACAACAAAGUGAAAUAAGAGAAUUUCCGUAAACUGGAUGGGUGGACAAUAACUAACAAACAAAACGAAACGUAACGAAAGAUAAACGAAGAGUUGGAGGCGAAAUAUAAACAAAUGGCAACAGAAAUUAACAAAAAUAAAAAUAUUCAUAUAAAUAUACACCAAAGUAAAGGUAUCUAUAUAAAAGCAUAUAUAUACACACAUAUAUACAUCACUCAAAACUCAGGGGAACCGCAGAAAUUUCUAGAGAUUUUCAAGUUUCUAUAUCUUCAAGAGCAUAGAGGAUAUGACAUGAUACCAUA
Drosophila takahashii is the source of this 2819-nucleotide messenger RNA. RefSeq names its product Carbonic anhydrase-related protein A (gene CARPA). The record is from RefSeq and is a predicted model, not a curated record. Gene Ontology annotation, molecular function: carbonate dehydratase activity; zinc ion binding. Lineage: Eukaryota; Metazoa; Arthropoda; Insecta; Diptera; Drosophilidae.